Molecule: messenger RNA, 1593 nt
Organism: Exophiala spinifera
Lineage: Eukaryota; Fungi; Ascomycota; Eurotiomycetes; Chaetothyriales; Herpotrichiellaceae
Exons: 1
Coding region: 1-1593 (530 amino acids)
Biological process (GO): tRNA-type intron splice site recognition and cleavage
Cellular component (GO): tRNA-intron endonuclease complex
Source: RefSeq, a predicted model, not a curated record
AUGGCAGACGCAGACGAAGAUGCCAUUCCCACAACGUCCAUCUCGAACCCUGACGAUUUCGAAGAUGAGACACAAGAUUUUCGAUUCCUCUCUUCAAUCACCGCCGCGAAGAGCGGACAAACGAUAGUCCCAAAGCGAGGGGACAAAGAUUUCGAACCCAACCCUACACGAUCGCAAGCCUCUGCCCUCGAUGCUUCGCGCCUUGCUAUGCACAAUGCGCUCAGUGGCGUCAGAACCCAUGUAGGCAAGCAUAUCGUGGGACAGUAUCUGCCCAACGAGGAAGAUUGGAGAUGGGACGACAAAGCCGCAGGCGCAGCCAGGAACGGACGUUGCGUCGUGGUUCCAAAGUUCAAAGGAACGCUUGCGAAGACAUUAGGACUGGCUGACAGACAUAACUUUACGUGGUUUUUGCCGGAGGAGGCACUGUUCUUAUUGGAACGGGGAACUCUAGACAUCCGAUGGCCCGACAUUGAGGACGAAAAGAGCGAGAACAAGAACGAGAAGAGUGAAGAAGAGACCGACGUCUCAAUCCACCAAGGUGAAGACACCGACCAGAGCGCGGCACCCACCAAAGGAGCCGAGGAGAGUACCAACAUCGAGCCCCAACAAACGCAGCAAGAACCCGAUUUGAAAAUCGGUGAAUUGCCCAUGAGUCUACAAGGUGCCUAUGCCAGCUUCAUAGGCAAAGACGGCCUCACGCUUGAACGAUACACCGUCUACGCCGGGCUCAGAAGAAUAGGAUACAUUGUUCAACGGGCGCCAACGUGGCACGAUGAAGACCCAUCUCCAGCAAAUGAUCACCAUUCACAAGCCGAAUCUCAAGACCUGACAAUAUCUUCCUCAGCCUUCUCAUCAUCGUCAUCACCCACACCACCACACAUUAUACCUAAUGCAAUUUCUAACGCCGCAAGUCUCAUCCACAGGCUUGUAUCAUGGCUUUCUCACCCAAGCCGAGACGGCGCAUGUACCGCUACCGGACCUCUCGUUGCCGCAGGCCUAUACAGGAACUACACAGACAUGUUCCGCGCGUUGUCUCUGAUACCCUAUCACAAUCCCACUGGGCCUCUUUUACCCAGUCGUGAAUCUGACAACAGUACCAAUACCAAUACCAACGACAAAAACAAAUCCUCUUCUCAAUCCAGUCCGACAACCCCAAAAGCUCCCUUCCGGAUCCACUUCCACGUGUGGAAACCCAACGCGCAAACCAGUUACCGUAAAAGCGCGCCCCCUCCUCCAGACUACCGUAUCGCCGUCGUCGACGCGCGAACCACGUCCAUGCCGACACUUUCAGAGGUCGGCACCCUGCUGGACUCGCAGCCCGAUGAUGCCCUGACGAAAGAGCAGGCCGGCAGACUAGAAACCCGCAUCCGGCACGGUCGGAGGAACGUCCUGCUCGCAGUCGUCGACAUGGGCGUGGUGAGCUAUCUCCGGCUCAGCGAUGCCUGUUUCGGUGCGGAAAAGCUGUACGAAGAAAAAGUCCGCGCCGGGUCCAAGGGAAAACGAUCAGGUCAGUCGGGCGCUCCUCCGAGGGGGGGAAAAAGCCACCAGGGUCAAAAUCAGAAUCAGAAUCAGCAGCAGUCAAAAAACAAAUAA